CCGAAGUCACCACCUUCCUCAUUGGAGUCGGUCUAUAUAAAGCGAGUCGAACUCGCUCCGCCAGGAAUUGUCCAUGCUCGCUCUCUCUCCUCCUCGGCUCGCUCAGUGACUGGCUGGCGGCCGCGACUUCGGCAACCUCCUGUUCCGGCUGCUUGGAAUCGGCGCAUUGGGUCGCUUUGCGAUCGUUGUGGAGUCAGGAUAAUUGCAAAAUGGCUCAAGAUGGUUCCAGUGUUGAAUCACACCAACGAAAGCAAGGACUAUUGAAAGAUCAGGUCAGAUUAGUUAAGAGGAAGGACUGUAAUCGCCACGAGAUAGUUCCCAUCCAAGAUCCUUUGUCAUCUGAGAAGGGGUUCUUCAUAGUCAUUCGUGCAUGCCAAUUACUAGCUCAGAAGAAUGAAGGAAUUAUAUUAGUGGGCUUGGCUGGUCCCUCUGGUGCUGGAAAGACUGUAUUUACAGAGAAGAUUCUGAACUUUAUGCCUAGCAUAUCUGUUAUAUCAAUGGACAACUACAAUGACUCUAGUCGAAUUGUUGAUGGCAACUUUGAUGAUCCACGCAUAACAGACUAUGAGACUCUGCUCAGGGAUGUCGAGGAGUUAAAAGCAGGGAAGCCAAUCCAAGUACCUAUUUAUGACUUCAAGACUAGCUCUCGCACGGGAUACAGGACUCUUGAAGUACCAAGUUCCAGAAUUGCUAUUAUUGAGGGAAUCUAUGCACUGAAUGAAAAAUUGAGACCUUUUCUGGAUCUUCGUAUAUCUGUCACUGGUGGAGUUCAUUUUGACCUAGUCAAGCGGGUUUUGAGGGAUAUACAGCGGGCUGGUCAAGAACCAGAGGAGAUAAUCCACCAAAUAUCUGAAACGGUAUAUCCAAUGUACAAAGCCUUUAUUGAGCCUGACCUUCAAACAGCACACAUUAAGAUAAUCAACAAGUUCAACCCAUUCACGGGAUUCCAGAAUCCCACUUACAUAUUGAAGUCAUCAAGGAAUGUAGCGGUGGAUCAAAUCAAGGCUGUGAUUUCUGAAGAACAUGCUGAAACUUCUGAGCAGACAUAUGAUAUCUAUCUUCUACCCCCAGGUGAAGAUCCAGAAUCUUGCCAAUCGUAUUUGAGGAUGCGGAAUAAAGAUGGAAAGUACAGUCUCAUGUUUGAGGAAUGGGUGACUGACAACCCUUUUGUGAUAUCACCUAGAAUAACUUUUGAAGUGAGUGUCCGCCUCCUAGGUGGGUUGAUGGCCUUGGGAUACACAAUAGCAACUAUUCUCAAGAGAAGCAGCCAUGUGUUCUCCGACGAUAGGGUGACUGUGAAGAUUGAUUGGCUAGAACAAUUGAACCGUCAGUAUGUACAGGUGCAAGGAAAAGAACGCCAUGUCAUUCGAAGUGUUGCCGAGCAGCUUGGGUUGGAAGGCUCAUAUAUUGCCCGCACGUAUAUAGAACAAAUACAACUGGAAAAGCUUGUUAAAGAGGUCAUGGCACUGCCAGAAGACUUGAAGACGAAACUUAGCCUAGAUGAGGAUCUUGUUGCAAGUCCAAAAGAAGCCCUUUCUCGAGCAUCUGCUGAUAGGGUAGCUAUGAGAAGUAAGCAUCUGAAGAGUGGUAUGUCACACUCAUAUUCAACCCAAAGGGACAAGAAUUUGUCGAAGCUUGCUGGCUUUGCUAUCAGCAAUCCAAGAUUUGAUGACAGAAUCUCGAGUGCAUCAACAAUACUUCCUAACCAGGGUAUCAUUACUCAGCUUUCAGAUCAAAUUUCCUCCCUGAAUGAAAGAAUGGAUGAUUUUACCACCCGUAUUGAAGAAUUGAAUUCCAAGUUAACAAUAAAGAAAAAUUCCUUGAGCCAACAAAAUAUGGCCCUUAAUCCUGAGGCUUGCAAUGGAUCAGCUCCAACUUCUUAUUUUAUUUCUGGUUUGGGAAAUGGUUCUUUGACCGGAUCCAUAAUGCCCAAUUCCUCAUCAUCCUCCCAACUUGCUAAGGAGUCUCCUUUGAUGGAAGAGAUAUCAACUGUCGCACUUGGGCAGAGACAAAUCAUGCAUCAGCUUGACAACCUCAGUAAUCUUCUCCGGGAGACCUUAGGGGAGAGAUCCCACCAUCUAACCACAAGCAGGAAAAGUGUGCUUGACACAGACCGCGUGAAAAUUCCUCUUAUUUGCACCCUGGCUUUCGGCGGUCUAGGAAUUCUCGUGUUCAGGGGUCUUUCAAACAGAAAUUGAUCUUUCUUUUCGCUUCUCUAAUUGAUUCUUUCAGAUAGUAAAUUUCAAAGUCCUGUUCUGACGUAGAGUUCAAGUGCCAUGCAGUCCAUCAUUCUGUUCUAUCCU
Rhodamnia argentea is the source of this 2303-nucleotide messenger RNA. RefSeq names its product inorganic pyrophosphatase TTM2. Gene Ontology annotation, molecular function: kinase activity; ATP binding. The coding region runs from base 210 to 2198 and encodes 662 amino acids. Lineage: Eukaryota; Viridiplantae; Streptophyta; Magnoliopsida; Myrtales; Myrtaceae. The transcript is spliced from 12 exons. The record is from RefSeq and is a predicted model, not a curated record. Gene Ontology annotation, cellular component: cytoplasm.